Metarhizium brunneum ARSEF 3297 is the source of this 2181-nucleotide messenger RNA. RefSeq names its product N-alpha-acetyltransferase 16, NatA auxiliary subunit (gene NAA16). The record is from RefSeq and is a predicted model, not a curated record. Gene Ontology annotation, biological process: N-terminal peptidyl-methionine acetylation. Lineage: Eukaryota; Fungi; Ascomycota; Sordariomycetes; Hypocreales; Clavicipitaceae. Gene Ontology annotation, cellular component: NatA complex; cytoplasm. Gene Ontology annotation, molecular function: protein binding.
AUGCCGCAGCAACUUGCGCCGAAGGAAGCGGCGCAGUUCCGACAAGUCAUCCGCAGUUAUGAAGACAAACAAUACAAGCGUGGGCUUAAAACAGCAGAUCUCAUUUUGAAAAAGAACCCGAAGCAUGGAGACACAAUGGCCAUGAAAGCCCUGAUCCUUAACAGCCAGAGCAAAACCGAGGAAGCAUUUGCUCUCGCCAAGGAAGCAUUGACUGCGGAUAUGAAGUCACAUAUUUGUUGGCACGUCUACGGGCUACUCUAUCGUUCGAAUAAGAAUUUCGAAGAAGCCAUCAAGGCCUAUAAGUUUGCUCUCAAGUUGGAACCAGAGUCGGCACAAAUCCAGAGGGAUCUGGCAAUUCUCCAGAUUCAAAUGCGGGAUUUCCAAGGGUAUAUUCACAGCCGCAACUCCAUGCUCCAAGCUCGGCCGCAGCUCCGCCAGAACUGGACUGCUCUUGCCAUAGCCAAUCAUCUCGCCGGCAAUCUGGCCGAGGCGGAAAAUGUCUUGACAACCUACGAAGGCACUCUCAAGGCUACGCCGUCACGUAACGAUGUCGAACAUUCAGAGGCAGUCAUGUAUAAAAACUCGUUGAUUUCUGCGCAAGGAGACUGUGGGCGUGCCCUGGAACAUUUGAAUACUGCAUGCAAGCACAAUCUGGAUCGGCUGGCCGUGAUGGAAAGCAAGGCCGAAUACUUGGCCAAACUGGGGCGGAGUGAAGAAGCCGCUACGGCUUACCGAGCGCUGCUCGAUCGAAAUCCGGAUCAUGCAGUGUACUACGAGAAGUUGGCAUCUGCUUUGAAAAUUUCCCCAAAUGGUUCAAGGGCACGAAAAGCGCUGUAUGAUGAGUAUGCGGAGAAGUUCCCCCGAUGUGAUGCGGCCAAACGAAUUCCCCUAGACUUUCUCUCCGGUGACGAGUUCAACCAAGCAGCCGAGGCCUACCUCACGCUAAUGUUGAACAAGGGCGUGCCCUCCACGUUCGCAAAUUUGAAGCAUCUGUACUCUGAUUCGGUUAAAAAGAAUGCUCUAGCUUCGCUUGCGGAAAAGUACCUCCAAUCUGAGUCUACGCUAUCAACUAGUAAGGACAAGGGAGAAGCCGCGGCACUCUACUUCUUAGCUCAGCACUAUAACUACCAUCUCAGCAGAGACUUGACCAAGGCUAUGAGCUACAUUGAAAAGGCCAUUGAAAAGGAUCCCAAGAGCGUUGAUUUUCACAUGACGAAAGCGAGAAUCCUAAAGCACAGCGGUGAGAUUCAGAGGGCUACGGAGAUGAUGGACAUAGCGCGAAAGCUCGAUCUCAAAGACCGUUAUAUCAACAGCAAGGCUGCAAAAUAUCAACUUCGAAACAAUGAAAACGAUCGAGCGCUCAAGACAGUCGGCUUGUUCACACGGGCAGACACUGCAGGGGGUCCAUUAGCAGAUCUUUUGGAUAUGCAGUGCGUCUGGUAUCUGACAGAAGACGGUGAGGCUUAUGCUAGACGAGGAAAUAUAGGCCUCGCUCUGAAACGCUUUCAUGCCGUGGCUAACAUCUUUGAUGUUUGGCAAGAGGAUCAAUUUGAUUUCCACAGCUUCUCCCUAAGAAAAGGCCAGAUUCGAGCCUAUGUUGAAAUGAUUCAAUGGGAAGACCAUAUCCGUGACCACCCCUUCUAUUCACGGGCUGCACUCGAUGCCAUCAACUUAUAUGUGGAAAUAGCAGACAAGGCGUCUACAAAUGGGGUCAAUGGAAAUGGCGGUGAAAAUGGAGACGAUGCACUGGCGAAGAAGAAGGCGGCGAAGAAGGCGAAGAAGGAACUUCAGCGCUUGGAGAGAGAGGCGGCCGAGAAGCAGGCCAAGCAGGACCCAAACAAGGGCACUCAAAGUGGUGAAGCGAAGAAGAAGGAUGAUGAUCCGUUAGGUUUGAAGCUUGCUGCUACCACAGACCCUCUCGGCGAGGCGAUGAAAUUUCUCAGUCCACUACUCCAGGCUUGCCCAAGGAGUAUCGACGCUCAGCAUGCAGGUUUCGAGGUUUAUAUCCGCCGACGAAAACUCCUCCCGGCGCUUCGAUGUCUUCAUUCUGCAUUGGCAAUUGACCCCUCGAAUCCCAGGACAAAGGAACAGUGUUCUGUAUUUGAAUAUACGUUCAAAUCCAUCGCCAAUCUACCGCAAAAGGUGUCAGAAGCCUUGACUACGGAAGUCAAGGCUCUUUGA